GACUGAGUGCCACACUCGCUGACGUGGCCUACCCCAGCUGGAAGCAGGGCUCCAGCAACUGUAUCCUCUUGGCAGUCACUUCACAAGCAGCACACUCCACCCAGGCACCAACGCCCUGCUGCACAGCUCAGUCAGAGAGACUGAAGGACAAAGCUGAGAGGACAGGACAGAAGCCCAGUCAGUCAGUCAGACACUGUGUUCCCGACUGUCUGGCUGAACACCAGCCAUAUGGAGCUCUGCGUGCGUCUGGUCUGGCUGCUCAUAGCCUUUCCGCUGUUGGAAUCUGCCCUCAUGAUUUACUCCAAAAACUCUGGUCACUGUGUAGACCACGCAGACAGGACAGUGCACCGUCUCGGCUCCAGAUGGAGGAAUUCGGACUGCCAAAUCUGUCAGUGUCUCCACACCAUAGUGGCCUGUCGCAACAGUUACUCCACUCCACAGGUCUAUCCAGAUGACUGCGUCGCAGUGUUUGAGAGGGACAAUUGUCGCUACAGGUUACAGAAGAAGAGCAACCCAAUGGUGGAAUGUCAGGCAUGGAGAGAGGCUGGUGGUAUCUGUCUCCCUGCUGUUCCUGCUUAUUCACCAGGAAGAAUCUUACUGCUUAGUCGCAACCCAGAACAUAACUUGUACAGACAAUGGCGUCGUGUAUCCGCUGGAAGCAAAUUUGACAAAUUCCGACUGUAUGAGAUGUGUCUGCUCAACCGGAGAGAUCCACUGCUGUUCCACGGUCCCCAUGCCUGUAGCCAUCCCAGACGACUGUGUUGCAGUUUUCCAUCAGGAUCAGUGUCGCUACCACGUGCACAAGGUGAACGACAGCUCAGUGGAAUGCCCAGUGUUCAGCAGCGUCCUGUAGUAAGCUGAUCAUCGCUUCAGUUCCUCAGCAGAGAGGCACGAACCAACACCAGGGGGCAGCAUGGCCCUUCUGAAAAUAUCUGUCAAUAAACUAACUGCAUCGUGCUCAAA
Chiloscyllium plagiosum (whitespotted bambooshark) is the source of this 963-nucleotide messenger RNA. Its product is annotated as beta-microseminoprotein. NCBI's taxonomy places the organism in Eukaryota, Metazoa, Chordata, Chondrichthyes, Orectolobiformes, Hemiscylliidae. The record is from RefSeq and is a predicted model, not a curated record.